This is a messenger RNA of Lineus longissimus, 1134 nucleotides long. RefSeq names its product transient receptor potential cation channel subfamily A member 1-like. The record is from RefSeq and is a predicted model, not a curated record. Gene Ontology annotation, biological process: monoatomic ion transport; transmembrane transport. The transcript has 7 exons. The coding region runs from base 34 to 834 and encodes 266 amino acids. Gene Ontology annotation, molecular function: monoatomic ion channel activity. Gene Ontology annotation, cellular component: membrane. NCBI's taxonomy places the organism in Eukaryota, Metazoa, Nemertea, Pilidiophora, Heteronemertea, Lineidae.
AUCUGUUUCACAUUUGGGGCUGUCUCCCCGCUUAUGUACGGACCCUGUCUUCUCCAGUGGAGAUGCGCGUGGAUUGCAUCCUUUACUUGCUGGAUUAACUUCACCAUUUACAUGAGAAGGAUUGAUGGGUUCGGUAUCUAUGUGAUCAUGUUCACUGCAGUGUUAGGAAGCGUCUUCAAGAUUCUGGUCCUUAUAUUCUUCUUCCUGUUCGCCUUCGGAUCAGCAUUUUACAUCGUCAUGGGAAAACUGGACAUCUGGGAGCAUAUGUACACCAAUAUAGUGACAGCUCUGGUAAUGACGAUCGGCGAAAUCGACUACUUUGAUCAGUUCGUGGACAUUGACCUCACUCCUUUUGUGUUGGAUGCUCACAUUCUCCUGAUGUUUUUUGUCAUCCUGAUGCCGAUCAUCAUGAUCAACUUAUUGAUUGGUGUGGCUAUUGGAGACAUUAGCAGCAUUCAGAAAAACUCGUACGUCACCAGAUUAAAGCUUCAGAUGUAUGUGAUCAAGGACAUGGAGAAUGCCUUCCCCAGGAUGAUCCAGAGGAAGCUCUACAUGGGCGGGUACACGGUAAAGCCGAAUGCAAAUGGAGGCUCGUACUGGGGAAAGAUAAAGGAAUACUUCGGGAGCCCCACAGCUAUCAAUUUCCUGCUUGAGGAGGAACCUAAAGAGGAAUUGGCUACACAGACAGACAUUCAUAAACUCAAAGCAAGACUGCAGCACAUACUCACCCUGAUGGACCAUCAGAGUGAACUAAUGCAAAAGAUGGCGCAGCACAUGCAGCUGGAGUCUAAACCCGUUCCCUUGGAUGCCCUGUCUCACAGCAGCGAAUUCUGAUGGCAUGAGCAGUAGCCUGUCCGACGGUUUAGAAAUGACCACAACUGGGAAGGGAGGACGCUGUGUUGGUGAUUUCAUAGCCCACUGAUAAUACGCUCUGGCCGCAGUGGACCGACCUUGGUCCGCCCCCUAACUCUUAUGGAACCGUUAGUUUUAAUGUAAUGAUUUUAACGAAAAUAAAUUGAAUAUAUGAUGCCGUUUAGGAUAUUUUACAUGUCAAAUGAUAGUCAUACCCUGUUCAACUAAUAGUGCGCGUGUAUCAGGGCAACACCGAUUUGUGGGCACAACAUACAGAUAUAU